GAUUGGCCCUUCCUCCAAAGUAUAAAGCAGCUAGAACUGCAGCUGGUUAAAUCUUAAUAGCUGUAGGUGAGGGAAGAGUAUUCUAUCACCAGUCGCUGGGUCCUGUCUUGGUCUCCCACUAGAGCAAAAUGUGCAGGAUGGUGAAUCCUCUGUUAAUGAGCUUAGUGCUCACACUGACUUUUGUGGUUUCGGUCACAAGCAUCCUUCAUCAUGUAUCCCGCGAGGAACUGUACGAUCGCCUGGCUAAUCGACACAUGCUGACAGAGACGAAACUGCAGGAGUUCAUUAAUGUUCCCGAUGAUGGGGUUUACUUGGAACUUUUGGCAAAGGACUGCCAGGCAGCUUUCUUAAACAAGAGGAGUCAGAGUGGCCUGUAUGUGAUCCACCCUAAAAAUUCACUCCCAAUGGCAGUAUAUUGUGACAUGAGCUCUGAUGGUGAAGGCUGGACAGUCCUGCAGAAGAACACUUUGCAGAAGAGCCUCUUUGGAUCCCCUGACUGGAGCGAGUACAAACAAGGGUUUGGUAAUCUGAUGGCAGAUCACUGGUUGGGCAAUGAAAUGAUUUACCUCCUCACAAGGCAGAACACAUUUACAGUCAGGUUCAGUGUUGUUGAUGCUCAUAACAAUAAGCAUCAUGCAGAUUACUCCAGUUUUAGGCUGGACAGUGAGGCUAAAAAUUAUACACUGAGACUGGGUGACUAUUCCGGGGAUGCAGGGGAUGUACUGACAGCCAUGAAUGAGACAGGCAUGCAUGACAACAUGAUGUUUUCCACCGAAGACAAAGACAAUGAUCGAUGGAAAAAUAACUGUGCACUGGAGCAUGAGGGAGGCUGGUGGUUUGACAACUGUGGUUCUUCUCUGUUCAACAGUGAUGACUUUAUAUAUUGGAGAGGUCUGUGUGAUGAACACAAUCACUGCGCCUCUUCUAGUAUUAUGAUUAAACCCAGUAAGAAGAACUGCUCUCCUACUCCACUGCCAGGGCCUGGUGUCCACCUUCCAGUUCAUCAAAAGAGUUAGGGGCAAUCUCAGUCCAUUUGAGGUCAUCAGAUACUCAUGCCAUCUUUAAUUAGUGUCCUUCUCUGUCAAUGUAGGGACCCAUAGUUUCUUCAAUAAGUGACCUUCUCAGUCUAUAUAGGGACCCCAGAUACUCAUGAAUUACUUUAUCUGUCUAUGUAGGGAUCCGGGUUACUCAUGUCUUCUAACAUCUCUCUUCUAGCAUCUCAUCUCUAGCAUCACAAGCCUCUCUCUCUC
Molecule: messenger RNA, 1250 nt
Organism: Xenopus laevis (African clawed frog)
Lineage: Eukaryota; Metazoa; Chordata; Amphibia; Anura; Pipidae
Product: fibrinogen-like protein 1-like protein
Exons: 3
Coding region: 129-1016 (295 amino acids)
Source: RefSeq, a predicted model, not a curated record